Tricharina praecox is the source of this 1618-nucleotide messenger RNA. RefSeq names its product FAD dependent oxidoreductase. Gene Ontology annotation, cellular component: cytoplasm; late endosome. Lineage: Eukaryota; Fungi; Ascomycota; Pezizomycetes; Pezizales; Pyronemataceae. The coding region runs from base 98 to 1435 and encodes 445 amino acids. Gene Ontology annotation, biological process: retrograde transport, endosome to Golgi. The record is from RefSeq and is a predicted model, not a curated record. Gene Ontology annotation, molecular function: oxidoreductase activity. The transcript has 2 exons.
CCUCCGGAAUUGAAGCGGGAAAUCUCCUGCUCUCGGCUUCAAAGUGUAUAUCCCCGACACAUUGAGAUCCCCCCACCACCACACCCAAGCUGCCAGUAUGACCAUGGGCGGCAGUGACGAACGGAAGGACAUCGUCAUAAUUGGCGGUGGAAUCAUCGGCUGUGCUACAGCAUACUACCUCACCCGACACCCUUCCUACGACCCAAAAAAGCAUCGGAUCGUCGUCGUCGAAGCCACUCGAGUUGCCGGAGGAGCUUCGGGGAAGGCGGGUGGGCUGCUGGCGGUAUGGGCUUAUCCGAGCAACAUCGUACCAUUGAGCUUCCGGCUGCACCAGGACCUCGCGUUGGAACAUGGAGGUGAGGAUAGGUGGGGAUACCGCCGGGUGUCGUGCGGAAAUCUGGAGGCGCACGGACGCAAACGCAGCGAGUUGGAAGGUCUCGGUGCCGCUCCUGGCUUCUCGUUGGGAAAGCGGGCGGGAGAGACCAGGAAGGGCGGGAAAGCUUGGUCGGGUACCGGAUUGCCGAAAGAUCUGGAUUGGAUCCUGCCGGAACUGGUGCAGGGGUACGAAGAGAUGGGCGGAAGCAGAGAGACGGCACAGGUGCAUCCAUACUAUUUCACUAUGUCGCUGAUGGACCUGGCCAAGGCGAGCGGGGCAGAGCUGGUCAUCGGAUCCGUCACAAAAAUCAACUACGCCGACGUCUCGUCGCCGGCAUCAACGCCUCCGCCGGCCAUCGACCGCAGUGGGAACAAAUCACCCUCCACGUCGUCGCUGUCGUCGUCAACGUCGUCGUCGCGAAGCCGGAGGAAGGCCGAAUCCGUCACGUACACCGACAAGGAGACUUCGAGGUCGGUAACGGUGCCGGCAUCGCACGUAGUCCUCGCUGCCGGACCCUGGACGGCGCGGCUGUUUCCUGCAGCCCCCAUCACCGGACUGCGCGCCCAUAGCGUGACCAUCACACCCGCGGGUCCAGUCAGCGGCUAUGCGCUCUUCACGGAAAUAUCGAUACCUUCUCCCACCGAGGUUGGAUACCGUGGACCGGUUUCGCCCGAAAUAUAUGCCCGUCCCAACAACGAAAUAUACGUGUGCGGAGAGGGAGACAUGGAGGUCGAGGUACCGGAAACCACGGCGGACGUCGAGGUAGAUGAAUCGCGGUGUGACGACCUCAUCGCUCAGGUGUCGUCGAUCAGCGACCACAUCCGACUGGGAAGAGUGACGCGGAAGCAGGCCUGCUACCUGCCGGUCCUGAACAUUGGAGGCUCCGGCGGGCCGUUGAUAGGGGAGACGGGAGUCGAUGGAUUGUAUAUGGCGUCCGGUCAUAGCUGUUGGGGCAUCAAUAACGCUCCGGCCACCGGGCUACUGCUAUCCGAGAUGAUCUUCGACGGUAAGGCGAAGAGCGCGGAUAUCAGACAGUUGGAUCCGCGGAGGAUUUUGUAGGAUUAUACCUGAUUUGCCGUUGGCGUUUCGACUCGUUCUGGUUUCGGUUUUCUGGGUUCUCGGUUCUGGGUUCUAAGUUUCGGGUUUCAGUUUUUCCAAUUGAUUUUAUUUUGAUGAUUUGUUUUUUCUUUCGGGUUCUCGGAUUUCGCAUGCGGCGGCGAUUGUUGCUGCAAGGUCCCAUUC